This is a messenger RNA of Maniola jurtina (meadow brown), 4938 nucleotides long. RefSeq names its product helicase SKI2W (gene tst). Gene Ontology annotation, molecular function: ATP binding; RNA helicase activity; RNA binding. NCBI's taxonomy places the organism in Eukaryota, Metazoa, Arthropoda, Insecta, Lepidoptera, Nymphalidae. The record is from RefSeq and is a predicted model, not a curated record. Gene Ontology annotation, biological process: nuclear-transcribed mRNA catabolic process, 3'-5' exonucleolytic nonsense-mediated decay. Bases 116 to 3880 code for a protein of 1254 amino acids. The transcript has 21 exons. Gene Ontology annotation, cellular component: Ski complex.
AACUAAACUUCAAAGUUGAUAGGUACGUCAAUUUACCAAAAAACAUAAACAUUGCAUAAUAACCUCAAAUUUUACAAAGAAAUCAUAAAAUAAUCCAUGAAAUCACUCCCGUAAAAUGUCGCUAGAGCUUGAAGAUGAAGUUUUUUCAGACCUUAAGUCGCCGCCUAUUUUCGAAGAUUUAAGCGAAAGAGUGAAAAAUUAUUUGCUGAAACCUGAAAGACUGGCCAUCCAUAAAUGGGAGAGAUCACAGACACACUGGCAUAGAACUACUGAUAUCGAUUCUUUGUUUAAAAUCGACGAUGAUGAUUUAGGGCUUGAUACUACUUUAGAAGUUGUCCGAGACCCUCUUACGGGUGAAAUUAUAGGCUUAGAAGAGGUAAGUAUACCAGUCGAAGAUGACGAGGAUAGUCUCUCAAUGUCCCGAGCGCCACUCCCUCCCAGCCAGGCCACCCGGGGGAGCACCAUGCAGAAUCCCUUCUUACCGGCUGGCUUUGAGGAGGAGUUGCAGCAAAUGCUGGACGAAGCGGCUAAAAUUGGGGAGACAUUGAUAGAUUUGGAGGAUGAUGAACCUGGAAAGUUCCUUGGAGAAGAAAUUUUAACAACUGCGCCGGGUGCAAAAGAAAGUGUUGUUUUUGCUAAUGAUGGCAUGACAUUGCUCAGUGAAGUGAACAAAGAUGCACCUCAAGAACAAAGUGAAGAGGUUGAACAAAUUGAUAUAAACUUGGAAGAAGUUGUGGAAAGCCAUACACAUUUAGCAGGUCUUUGGCAAGAUGAUAAUGAACAAGAAGAAACUAAAAAGCCCAAACCAAAGAAAGUGCACAUCGAAAUAGAACAAGACCCAGCCGAAGAUAACUUCCUAGAAAGCACAGUCAUACAUCCUCCUGUGGAACUUCCCGAGAUACCAGUUCUAAACAUUACCAACUCUGCUGCCAAAAUGGGAAUCACUUCUACGGAGUGGGCGGAAAUGAUAGAUGUUUCUCUACCUGUACCAGACUUCAGAGAGAAAAUAAAAGAUAUGGCGCAUACAUAUCCUUUCGAAUUGGAUAUUUUCCAGAAACAGGCUAUAUUGAAGUUAGAGGAAGGCCAUCACGUUUUUGUCGCGGCGCACACAUCGGCGGGCAAGACUGUGGUGGCUGAAUAUGCUAUUGGAAUGUCAAGAAGAAAUUGCACCAGGGCAAUCUACACAUCACCAAUAAAGGCUCUGUCAAAUCAGAAGUACAAUGAUUUCAACAAAACUUUUGGCGAGGUUGGCCUACUGACUGGCGAUCUUCAAAUAAACGCCACUGCCUCUUGCCUUGUCAUGACAACGGAGAUCCUACGCUCUAUGUUGUAUUGUGGCUCUGACGUAACCAGGGAUCUAGAAUUUGUUAUCUUCGAUGAGGUCCAUUAUAUUAAUAAUGCUGAGCGUGGUUACGUAUGGGAGGAAGUAUUAAUCUUGCUGCCAGCUCACGUCAGCAUAGUGAUGUUAAGUGCAACCGUACCCAACACGCUACAGUUUGCAGACUGGGUGGGCCGUACCAAGAAACGAAAAGUGUACGUGGUGUCUACACCUAAACGACCUGUGCCGCUUUGCCACUAUCUAUACACAGGUUCCGGUGGCAAGUCUAAGCACGAAAGAUUCCUAGUAGUCGACCAAGAAGGUAACUUCCAAUUGCGCGGAUACAAUGAAGCAGUGGCCGCUAAGAAAGCCAGAGAGAAUGAGUACAAGAAGAGUUUUGGACCUAAAGGUGGCAAACAGUUCGGGAACCCGAAGGCGGAGCAAACUAUGUGGGUUGCCUUUAUUGACCACCUUAGGUCUAGUGACAAGUUGCCUGUGGUAGCCUUUACUUUGUCUCGUAAUAGAUGUGACCAAAACGCCGAGAGCUUGCUGUCGGUAGACUUGACGACGGCAAAAGAGAAGAGUCACAUACGAAACUUCUUCUCCAAAUGUCUACAGCGUUUAAAAGAACCGGAUAGACGGUUGCCUCAAGUAAUUCGACUGCAACGUGUAUUGGAGAAUGGCAUCGGCGUUCACCACAGCGGUAUUUUGCCUCUGCUUAAAGAAAUCGUCGAAAUGUUGUUCCAAACUGGUCAUGUAAAACUUCUAUUCGCGACGGAAACUUUCGCAAUGGGCGUAAACAUGCCGGCCCGUACCGUGGUAUUCGAUGAUAUAACAAAAUUCGACGGCGUACAGUCCCGCAGCUUGGCGCCGGCUGAGUACAUACAGAUGGCGGGCCGCGCUGGCAGGCGAGGUCUUGAUGACACGGGCACAGUCAUUAUCCUAUGCAAGGAGGGAGUGCCUGACCAAAUGACGCUAAAGGGCAUGAUGUUGGGUACUCCGCACAAAUUGUCCUCGCAGUUCAGGCUUACAUACGCUAUGAUACUGAGCUUGUUACGGGUUGCCACAGUAUCAGUAGAAGGAAUGAUGCAGCGUUCGUUCCGAGAGUUUCACCAAGUAUGCCAAGCAGACAACUACCGAAAACAGUUAGAAAUUGCCGAAAAAGAGUAUUCCGAAAAAUGUAGUACGCCUUUAUCGUCACAUUUGACACCCCUAGCCACAUUCUACGAUACUGCGGUGGCUUAUAUCGAAGUUUUGAAUGAAAUAAUGCCGAUUCUAUUAAACCAGCCCAAGGUUGUGAAGGAGUUUGUGCCAGGAAAGGUUCUUAUACUGUCUGCGGGUCCUUAUAUCAAUCAAUUGGGUGUUUACUUAAGUGGAAACGGUCCCCGUCUGACGCCAUACAAAGUCUUAGUACUGAACACGGCGGAAAAAGACACGGCACGAUACAACUUCGAUGUAGACGACAACUGGUACAGAAUGCUGAGCUUCUCGGCGACUUACGACAAUAUAGGUACCGAGGAAAGUACAAUGGAUCACACGAUCUUGUGCAUCGCACCGAAGAACGUGGUGGCGCUAACUAAAAUGAAUCUUAAGAUAGACCACAGCAUCAUCAUACAAGACUGGGAGAAGAGACAAAUGCCAAGGUUCAAAGAUGCUCCGGUGGGGUCAACUUGCGCAAGCGCAGUUCAGGAGUUGUCGCGAAUUUCUCACGCGGUCAGAACUGGUGCGACCACCCUCGACCGGGUCAGCCUUACACAGUCCCUCGCUAUAUCUACCGGGGAGAUUUUACACUCGCUCGAUAAAAUGAACAAGUUGAAGAACGAACUAGACGCCCAAAAGAAAGCCACCGACAUCGCAAACUUCAAAAGCGAAUUCGCGAUCGUUUACGAGCGAAAACAAGCUGAGAGAAAACGCGAUAAGUACAAACGCUUACUUUCAUUCGAAAACCUCGCUUUGUACCCCGAUUACCAAAGGAGAUUACUAGUUUUACGAGAGCUUAACUACAUAGAUGAACACGACAGCGUUAUUUUGAAAGGCCGAGUCGCGUGCUGUAUGGGAACUAAUGAGCUGAUAAUAUCAGAGCUGGUGUUUCGGAAUGUGUUUACGGAUAAGAGUCCGGCGGAAAUUGCCGCUUUGUUGAGCUGUUUUGUGUUCCAAGCGAAGACUAGGUCGGAACAAGUGUUGACAGAUAAGUUGGCGGAAGGAGUGAAGGCUAUUGAGCACAUCGAUGAGGAACUGGCGGCCAUCGAAGCUAAAUAUUUGGUGGGUCAGUUCGAGGGUCAGCCAGAGAGGUUGAACUUCGGUCUAGUGAGGGUGGUAUACGAGUGGGCUCUGGAGAAGCCCUUCGCUGAGAUAGUCGACUUGACUGACGUGCAAGAGGGCAUCAUUGUGAGGUGCAUUCAACAGCUACAUGAGCUUCUAGUAGACGUGAAAGACGCGGCAGUAGCCAUCGGCGACCCGAAGCUGCAGGCCAAGAUGAUGGAAGCGUCUACCGCCAUCAAACGGGACAUAGUCUUUGCCGCCAGCUUGUAUACUACGCAACGAGAGACUGUUAUUUCAUAAUAUCCAGAGAAGCUUUAAAGGUGGAAAGGCAGUUUUUAAAACUGCUGAAAAUGAUAUGACUAAUAAUAAUAAUUAUUCUGUUGUACACAUAAAGUAACAUAUUCUGUUGUAUACAAUCUCUAAAAUAAAGUAACAGUGGGGUGAUUCACUAACCCAGUGUCUAACACUGCAUGAUAGUCACCGAGCUUAUUUGACAUUGGUGCAUUUCUACUUUGCUGCCUUAUUGAGUAAUAUUAAAAUUAUUUAUUAAAAGAAAACCUUUAAUGGAUUAAAAAUAAAUGUCAAAUGAGUUUGAUGGCUAUCAAUCCGUGUUAGACACUGAGUUAGUGAACCAGCCUAGCCUAAAUAUAUUGCUAUCCGUUUCAUAAUGAUCAAUAGAAGCAGACGUUACUUUGCGGACUAUACCAUGAUAUACAAGAGAACUAUGCUUGUGGUUCCUUCCUUGCCUUUCAUAGUCCUGCGAAAAUGGAUAGCACUAUAUUUAGAUCCAUUAAUUUAAUAUUGUAGUUUUAUUGCAAAUAGGGACUGAUUUAUUUUAACUAUUUAUUUUUUAAACAGAUUUUUUGCAUGUAUUUUAAGCAUUUAUAUCGCAUAUGUUUUGUCUCUAUCGUACACUUACAAACAUCAAUGUAUUGAUUUCUCACUCACUCGAGAAACAAAUUUCAAGUUAGCCCUUCCCUGUAAUCUGACCUGGCGGUAAGUGGUGAUGCAGUCUGAUACAAGCAGGCUAACUUGGAAGUUGGAAGGGCGAAGGCCAUAAUUUAUUUGGAGAAAUAUACCUAAGUACUAAACAAUAAUUUUGCAUAAUAAUAUAACAUAAUAAAAUAAUAAUAAAAAAAAGUUAAAAGAAUAAAGAAAACCGUUUUUAAACUGAAUUCCUGUAUUUUAUGUUUUGUAUUGUAAGAUAAGAAUAUUUUAAAGUUAUAAGCUUUUUAAACGAGUGAUAAUAGUAAGGUAACAUAAUAAUUUUGCAUAUGUGUUUGUGUUCAUUGUUAAGUAACGUAACAUAAUAAUUUUGCAUAAUGUCUUUGUGUUUAUUAUUAAAGAAAUAAAGAAAA